GAUGGUUGGAGUUGACAGAUCGAGUGACACUGACGUGACACAGUGAAACAUAAAGACAGAUUGCCCUCGAUUCCGGACUGGAGUUUCACAAGUCAACUCCCUUCUGCUCAUUCAUCCCAUCGAUUCUAACCCAACGCGACUCAAAAAAUGGAGGCCGCAACCGCAACCUCGCAGUCACAGCCACAGACUCAACCCACCUCCAGAGACGAACAGACGCGGUUGAACAGGAGGCUGAAGAGACGAAGACACCGACAGAAAAAGCACGAGAAGAAGUUGAAAGACCGGACGCGGGAUGAGGAGUCCACCGAGCAGCAGGCCGUGAUGCCGGUGCAGGAGCAGAAGCAGGAGCAGGGCCCCCCCGCGGAGAAAAAUACCAAAAAGGCCGCGCGGAAGCUGGAGCGGUAUAAGAAGCAAAUGAGGUAUCACGAGAAUAUGAAGAAGAAGAGAAUUGCUUCGAUGCAGACGGUGAGUAAGGAGGAAAGGCAGAAAAUGGAGAAAGAGCAGAUGCUGGAACAGCAGUGGAAGAUGGAACGGCGGAGGCUGGAAAAACAGGAAAUGGAACUCGAGAUGCGGGAGCAGGAGAAUAGGUUGAUGAAGCGGAGGAUGUUGGAGCUGCGGAAGAUUGAGAAAGAGAGGCUGGAGCAGGAGAUGGUCAAGCAGAAGAGGCUGGAACAAAGGAGGCUUGUGCUGGAGAGACUGGAGCAGCAGAGGCUUGAGACGGAGAGGCUGGAGAAGGAGAGGUUGGAGCAGGAGGCGCUUGAAAAAGAGGCGCUUGAAAAGGAGAGGCUUGAAAAGGAGAGGCUUGAAAAGGAGAGGCUUGAAAAGGAGAGACUGGAGCAGGAGAGACUGGAGCAGGAGAGGAUUGCAUGCCAAAAAGAGCUGGAACAACAGGAGCUCGCAGAGCAGCAGCUACGAUGGGACCGCGAGAAAAUGUUGGUUCAGCAGAUACUAUCACAGCACCACCAGAAGAUGAGAAAGAUAUACGGUCCGGAGGUGAGGGCUACGAAGACCUCCGACCAAGAAGACGUGGAUUUUGGUACAUCAGACGACCGAUAUCCAUCGGACGAGGAGAUGCAUGAAGUCGAGGAAACAGAGCAAGAUACAUCGGGCGACGAGAUGCACGAAGACGAGGAAGAAGAACAAGUUUCACCAGAUGAAGAGACGCAGAAGCACACAGUCACGCGAGAACCGCAAAACUCCCCAUCAUUACCAAUAGACGAAGUGACUGGCGACUCUGUCGACGACUCGCUUGUGUUCCUCAGACCUUCCACGAAAGAGACUGCCGAUGAGGACGAGGAAUCCCACGCCUGGGAAGACAGAGGCAUGGACACACACGAGCAGGAGCUGGAAGAGGCCAAGCAGAUAGCACGGGCGAUCGAAGAGGGCAAAUCGGCCGAGGUCAAGGCGUCCAUGAAAAAGUCCAGGCGAUGGCACGUCAACUCCACGGACAUCUCUAUCGUCGACGAACGGUUCGAUCUCUUCAGCGUGGAGUUCUUCGACUACUUUUACGACGAAGAAUGGUUGGACAAGAAGUUCUUCAAGACCGUCGAUUUCUUCCAGUUUUAUGAUAAUGGAGCGAGAUCAGACCAAGUGCUCGCGCUUGCCGAUUUAACUCUCAUGGACGUCCAAAGCAGCAAGCCGUUUCAUGUGCCCAACCGUGGCAGUAAGAGAACCAUCCAGGUGGGCCAUGAAGAUAGCACAAAGUAUCCGUUUCUGUUCACGUUCGUCAGCCAGGAUUACUUGCUGCUCCAGGUUCACCGGGAUGUUGUCUUCGCUCCUCAGGCUCCGCCUCGAGAUGCUCCGGAGAAGUUCGUGUUCUUUGGCAUUCGUUAUCAGCGACCGCCUUCUCCCCCUUCUACGUGCUAUGAUGAUAUAAGCUCACAGAUUGACCCUUUGUAUGAGGGCUAUUUCGAUGAUUUGAGUGACGUCGACUUGGUUUAGAGGGGGCUUGGUAAGUGGGCUUUUUGGUCAUGGGAGGACAAAUUCUGUUUAAUCUUUCUAGUAGUUUAUGAAGCGCCGUAGUUGGUCUUGUGGGAUUGAUUCUCUCAGUAUACUUGGGCUCUCGGGAGAUAUUGUAGAAUUUCAAAGAUAUUGCCGGGUUAUCAUGGAGAUGCACGAAUGGG
Messenger RNA from Aspergillus heteromorphus CBS 117.55, 2123 nucleotides. RefSeq lists its product as uncharacterized. The record is from RefSeq and is a predicted model, not a curated record. The transcript has a single exon. Lineage: Eukaryota; Fungi; Ascomycota; Eurotiomycetes; Eurotiales; Aspergillaceae. Bases 148 to 1941 code for a protein of 597 amino acids.